AUGAAGUUGAAAAUGAAGAAAAAGAAAAACGUUAAGGAAGAUAAGAAAGAAGAAGAAGAAGUUGUUGAAAACAAUUCUUCACCCAAGAAGCUGAUGAAGUGGGAGAAGGAGAAAAUGGUUGACAAGCAAGACCAGCCAAUUAAUCUAUCUCCAUAUGCCAAAGUUCCUUAUCCUCAGAGGUUGAAGCAAGAAAUUCAGAAACAUCAUUACGCGAGAGCUUUGGGGAUUAACAAGUUGAAAACCACUAAUGUAAUUCUACAUCUAGCAGAUAGAUCAAUUAAGAGACCAGAAGGGGUGGUAGAAGAUGUUCUGGUCAAGGUGGAUAAAUUCAUUUUCCCUGUAGAUUUUGUAAUUCUAGAUAUGGAAGAGGAGGAUACUGAAAGUCUUCUAUUCCUAGGGAGAACAUUCUUAGCCACUGCAAGAUCUUUGAUUGACGUUGAACAAGGGAAGUUGAUGUUACGGGUGAAUGAAGAAACAAUCACCAUUGAUGUGUUUGAAGCUAUUAAACAUCCUGUUGAUGUGGAGGAUUGUUUCAAAGUAGAUGUCAUACAGGAGGCUGCGGAAGAAGUGAUAGAAGAAGAAAACUCUUCACUUGAGGAAGACAAAUUCAAGGAGGAAACAAGUGUAGAAUACUAUAAGGAGGAACCGAAAUUAGAAGAGUUAGAAAAGAAAGUAGAUGAUAUUCCUAAGGGAGCACCCAAGGUGGAACUUAAAGAACUUCCUUCAAAUCUCAAGUAUGUGUUUCUUGGAGAUGAUCAAACAUACCCAGCCAUCAUUAGUGCGUUGUUGUCUGAAAGGGAGGAAGUAAAGUUGAUCAAAGUGCUUAAGAAGAACAAGACAGCCAUGGGAUGGUCAUUUUCAGACCUCAAGGACAGUGCUUGGGUGAGUCCAGUGCAGACAGUUCCCAAGAAAGGAGGAAUGACUCUUGUGAGGAAUAAGAAUAAUGAAUUAAUUCCCACAAGAACAGUCACUGGCUGGAGAAUGUGCAUAGAUUACCGGAGACUCAACUUAGCAACCCGGAAGGACCAUUUCCCUAUUCCAUUCCUAGAUCAAAUGCUAGAGAGAUUGGCAGGACAUGCUUUCUACUGCUUUUUAGAUGGAUACUCAGGCUACAACCAGAUAGUUGUGGCUCCAGAAGAUCAGGAGAAAACUGCAUUCACUUGCCCCUAUGGAAUCUUUGCAUACCAAAGGAUGCCUUUUGGCUUAUGCAAUGCACCAGCGACUUUUCAAAGAGGAAUUGAAGUGGAUAAAGCCAAAAUCUCUGUUAUUGAGAAACUUCCCCCUCCCAUAAAUGUUAAAGGUGUGAGAAGUUUUCUUGGUCACGCAGGUUUUUAUAGACGCUUUAUAAAAUAUUUUUCAAAGAUUGCAAAACCUUUAUGCAAGUUGUUAGGGAAGGAACAAGAGUUUAUGUUUACUGAUGAAUGCCUGCAUGCAUUUAACAUUCUGAAAGAAAAAUUGAUCACUGCACCCAUAAUAAUGGCACCUGAUUUUUCACUGCCUUUUGAGUUGAUGUGUGAAGCAAGUGAUUAUGCUGUGGGAGUGGUGCUAGGCCAAAGAAAAGACAAAUUGUUGCAUGUCAUUUACUAUGCCAGUAAAAUUCUUAAUGAUGCACAGAAGAAUUAUGCUACUACAGAAAAGGAAUUAUUGGCUAUUGUAUAUGCAUUCGACAAAUUUAGGAUCACAGAGAAAAAUCUACAAGAAGGAUCGGAAGUAGUGAUUAAAGAAGAGUUCCCUAAUGAGCACAUACUGGCCAUCAACACUGUUUCCAAGUUGGUGCAGGAUCAAGUCUUGACCAUUAAUACUCCACCAUGGUUUGCAGAUUUUGCAAAUUACAAAGCUGCUAGAGCAAUGCCUAAAGACUUCACAUGGCAACAAAGGACAAAAUUUCUACAUGAUGUAAGGAGAUAUAUUUGGGAUGAACCAUACCUUUUCUACAGGUGUUCAGAUGGGGUAAUCAUAAGAUGUAUUGCAGAGGAGGAACAACAAGAUGUCUUAUGGCACUGUCAUGGUUCAGCCUAUGGUGGACACUUUGCAGGAGAGAGAACAUCGGCAAAAGUCUUGAUGAGUGGUUUCUAUUGGCAAACUUUGUACAAGGAUUCAAGGAAGUAUAUGGAAGCAUGUGAUAACUACCAAAGAACUGGUAAUAUAUCCAGGAGACAUGAAAUGCCAUUGAACAAUAUACUGGAGGUGGAAAUCUUUGAUGUUUGGGGUAUGGAUUUCAUGGGAACCUUUCCCUCUUCCUACUCCAAUAAGUACAUCCUCGUGGCAGUGGAUUAUGUAUCAAAAUGGGUUGAAGCCAUAGCCACACAAACUAAUGAUUCUCGGGUUGUGAUCGCAUUUCUGAAAAAGGAUAUCUUUGUGCGAUUUGGAGUUUCGAGAGCCAUAAUCAGUGAUGGGAGAACACAUUUUGACAACCGAUUGGUAGAAGUUGCUCUUGCAAAAUAUGGAGUCAGGCAUAAGAUAUGUACCCCGUACUAUCCACAGACUUGUGGUCAGGUUGAGAUUUCUAACAGAGAACUUAAGCGUAUACUGGAAAAGACUGUUGGAAAUGCUAUGACUCAAUGGUCCAAGAAACUUGAUGACACCUUAUGGGCUUAUCGUACAGCAUUCAAGACUCUUAUUGGAAUGUCUCCAUUUCAAUUGUUAUUUGGAAAAACAUGUCAUUUGCUGGUGGGAUUGGAACACAGAGCAUUGUGGGCUGUCAAGUUUUUAAACUUUAAUUCAAAAGCAACAGGAAAGUUAAAGUCCAGAUGGUCUAGACCAUUUGUGGUGAAGGAUAUUAAGUCUUAUGGAGCGGUGAAAAUUAGUCCCUUGGAUUCUGACCGAAGCUUUACCGUCAAUGGUCAGAGGUUGAAGUUAUAUAUUGAUAGUGUUGUAGACAGGCAACUUCUUACAGUUGCCCUGAUGGAGGAAACACUUUUGUCCCAACAGAACUUUUAA
Molecule: messenger RNA, 2940 nt
Organism: Gastrolobium bilobum
Lineage: Eukaryota; Viridiplantae; Streptophyta; Magnoliopsida; Fabales; Fabaceae
Exons: 7
Coding region: 1-2940 (979 amino acids)
Biological process (GO): DNA integration
Molecular function (GO): nucleic acid binding
Source: RefSeq, a predicted model, not a curated record